Molecule: messenger RNA, 2028 nt
Organism: Poecile atricapillus (Black-capped chickadee)
Lineage: Eukaryota; Metazoa; Chordata; Aves; Passeriformes; Paridae
Gene: LRIT3
Product: leucine rich repeat, Ig-like and transmembrane domains 3
Exons: 4
Coding region: 1-1965 (654 amino acids)
Molecular function (GO): protein binding
Source: RefSeq, a predicted model, not a curated record
AUGUAUCUGUUUAUUUGCUUCUACCUCCUAAUGAGUUUUUUUGAAGAAGUUCAUGGCUUUUGUCCUUCACAAUGCACUUGCGUUUACCAUGGCAGAAGUGAUGGCACUGGAACAAGGUCUGUACUCUGUAAUGACCCUGACAUGUAUGAGAUCCCUGUGAAUGUUCCUGUGGAUACUGUAAAACUUCGUAUAGAGAAAACCGUCAUACGAAGGAUUCCGACUGAAGCCUUUUACUACCUGGUAGAUCUCAAAUACCUGUGGGUCACUUACAACUGUGUAGCCAACAUUGAUAUCAGCAGCUUCUAUAACUUGAAACAACUGCAUGAGCUGAGGCUGGAUGGUAAUCUGCUUUCAACUUUCCCUUGGGAAUCCCUGGCAGAGAUGCCAAACUUACGGACUCUUGAUCUUCACAACAACAAAGUGACCAGCAUUCCUGCUGAUGCUGGCCGCUACCUGAGAAACCUGACCUACCUGGACCUGUCCAGCAACAAGCUGACCACCUUGCCAUCAGAUCUCAUGGACAUUUGGCCUCCCUUCUCAGGAGCUAUCGUGUCCAAGAAUACAGACAUUCUGGUGACACAGAGAGUAAUCUUGGGUUUUCAGGACAACCCAUGGUUUUGUGACUGUCGCAUUUCAAAGCUAAUUGAAUUUUCCAAAAUUGUGGACACCUCCGUUGUACUUCUUGAUCCAUUGAUUUCAUGCAGUGGACCUGAGAGCCUGGCAGGAAUCUUGUUCCAGAGAGCUGAGUUAGAGCAGUGUCUUAAACCAUCUGUGAUGACCUCGGCAACGAAGAUCACCUCCCCACUGGGCAGCAAUGUCCUGCUACGCUGUGACGCCACGGGGUACCCAACACCACAGCUCACUUGGAAUAGGUCAGACAAUAUUCCAGUGAACUAUACAGUAAUUCAAGAAAGUCCUGGAGAGGGUGUCAGAUGGUCCAUAAUGAGCUUGACAGGAAUUUCGUACAAGGAUGCAGGAGAAUACAGAUGUAAAGCCAAGAACUUGGCAGGAAUGUCAGAAGCUGCUGUGACUGUCACAGUGGUUGGUGUAGUUACUACAACUGUGUCACCACAGAAAUAUGGGAGGAAGCCAGAGGCUGAGAGGCAGAAUACAACUCAGGAGGAAUCCAAGCAGGAACCUGAGAGGACAACCACACCUCUUCCCGCCACACCGACCACUACAGCUCUGGUUAGCACUGAAAGAUCAACCAGCAUGGCAUUGACUGACAAAAAGCAAUCCAGGCUCAUGUUAGAUGGAAAGAAAGUUUCAAAGGCAGCGACAAAUGGAAACAAAAAGCAGAUUGGAGAUUCAAGCAAGAAGGGUGAGGAUACUUCAUUAAAUACAGCUGGUACUGGUGAGCAAAAUGUUACUGUGAAGAACCUAAGAGUGAUCAGCGAAACUGAUGAAAGAGUGACCUUAACUUGGAAAACUGUCAAUGCCACCGGCAAUUCCGCCGUGACUGUGUUAUACUCCAAGUAUGGUGAGAAAGAUAUGUUGCCUCUCAGCACUGAUUCUAACAAAAACAAAGUCACAAUCGAUGGUUUGGAGCCUAGUACUCAAUAUAUGGCCUGCGUCUCACCCAAAGGUGUGCCACCUACAAAAGAGCAGUGUGUUGUUUUCUCCACUGAUGGGUUAAAUGAUGAAAGCAACUCUGAGUUCUCUAUUCUGAUAGUGGCCAGCAGUGCAGGCUGUGUGGUUGUUUUACCUUUGAUAUUUUUCUUACUCUACAAAGUUUUAAAACUUCAUUUGAAACCAAAAUCUGCAAAGGAAGCUGAACUUGCAAAAGAGACUUAUGUACAAUUUGAAACACUGUCGCUGAAACCUCGAACACUGGGUGCAGGAGACCAGCUCUGGGCACGAAGGUACACAGAUGAGUCAGAAAGACUUCUCCUUUGCUCCAGGUCAAGCAUGGAUUCUCAAAUGACCUUCAAAAGUGAGGGCUCCAGGUCUGAGUAUCUGUGCUGAACAUGGGUGAGGGUGGAGAUGCAAUAAAUAAUAGGUAAAAUUAAUUUAAAAUGGUGAUCUGGA